Molecule: messenger RNA, 2121 nt
Organism: Puntigrus tetrazona (Sumatra barb)
Lineage: Eukaryota; Metazoa; Chordata; Actinopteri; Cypriniformes; Cyprinidae
Gene: slc35d4
Product: transmembrane protein 241
Exons: 15
Coding region: 94-987 (297 amino acids)
Source: RefSeq, a predicted model, not a curated record
UACAGCACAGAGGAAGUACAGAUAAGAUGUCAGAACAUUAAAGCAGAGUAUUAAAGAAGCUGUGCAACCAAAGUUACUGAUGCACCAAAUCCAAUGAAUGUUGCUCGUGUGAUUCUUGCUCUAGUUUUCUGCACCUUUUUCACUGCAUCUUAUUUCACGAAUAAGUAUGUCCUGUCUAUCUUAAAGUUUACAUUUCCCACCAUUUUCCAGGGCUGGCAGACAUCCACUGGAGCUCUUCUGCUGCUGGUUACAUGGAAACUGGGUUUGGUUGAAAUAAAUGCCUUCUCCAGAUAUGCAGCAUUUUCCCAGCUUCCUGGGUGCUUCUUAUUUAUUGGAAACAUCUAUGCAGGGUCCAAAGCACUGUCACUUUUGCCCAUUCCUUUUUUCUUCGUCCUGCAAAACGUCUCAGAAGUCUUCGCAUCUCUUAUCGGAUCAGUAACUCACAGAGAGAAGCCACCAUGGACGAAAUUAAUAAGUGUGUGUAUGCUGCUGGGAUCUGCCACCAGCCUUAUGCUGUACAAUCCCCGGUUUGGUCCCGGUGGCUACACAUGGGCGUUCCUCCACCUGUUCUGUGUCGGCGCAUAUAAAGUAUUCCAGAGGAACACGAAGACAAACCUUCUGAGUGAUCUUGAAGAGCAGUUCAUCAAUUACAUGACCAGUGCAUUGUUACUCGCCUCGCUUGCAUACUCGACAGGUGACCUGUCCGGUGCCUUAGAUUUCCCUCUCCUGACCUCAUAUAGCUUCCACACUGGCUGCUUGGGCAGUGCUAUAUUCAGCUUUUGUUUGAUGUUGGCAACCGUGAAAUUGAAGGGCAGCCUGUCUCAGGAGCACUGUGGCAUCUGGUUCUUCCUGGCUAAGAUACUGGCAUCGGGCCUUUCUCUUUCCCUUUCUGCCUUCGACACUGCGCUCAGCCCCGUGACUCUGUGCUGCAUCACCCUGAACUAUGCCGGAGAGGCCUUGUUUGUGUAUUCAGACAGGUUUAAAUAAGUUUGUUGAUGAAUAUGGCCAGUGCCUUUAAAGAUUCUCCAAAUAAGUCACUCCAGGUCUUUACAGGAGUUUUAUCAGUUGACCAAAGAAAAAUUGCCUCAUUGAGAUUAUUUUCACUUUACAACUUCUUCUUUUUUUUAUUUUUGCAUGUUGUAGUUUGAGCAGCAUAUGGAAGCUUGUUUCCACCCCAAGAUAAAAAAAAUAAAAAAUAAAAAAAUCUUUAUUAUUUAAUUAUAUAUUUUUUGUUACUUCUUUAAGUUUAUAUUUCACAAUUCUGACGUUUUCUCGAAAAUCUGUUAAAGCAAAAAUUAAUUUAAAAGAUAUUAGCAGUUUAUGGAAUAAAGGUCUGAACUGUGAGAACUUUAAGUUAUCUUUUUUAUUUUGUGGUCAAAAAAAAAGAAGCAAAACGUAAACUCUGAAUUAAAAAUGUGAGCUUUAAACUUAUUUGCGAAUUGGGAGAUAAAAAGUCACAUCUUUUUUUAUUCUGUGGUGGAAACGUGCUUUCAUAGUUACACGGUAAACCAGAAAGAGCAGGAAAAAAAUACCAGGUUUACCAUGAUUCUGUUAAUCCUGCAUUUUAAUAUGGCCAGUUCAUAGUAGUCUCUUGAUUCAGAUUUUUUUUGUUCACAGCAACAUAAUAAUUGUUGCUAGUGUUCAAGCUUUGCACAUCAAUGUCCUGCAGUGUUUACUUUUGAGUGUCCUGGAUCAUAUCCUGAAUACUGUCACACCUUUCAUCAGUACUCUUACACCUAUAACUCUCUGCUUUUCAUUUUUACGUAAUGUCAGUCGAAAUAAACAUGUUAGUGUUAUAUGUAAAAUGCUUUCUACGUUAACAUGAUUCACAAUUAUUGCAGAUUGAUUGACGGUUAUAAUAUAAAGAGUUUUUCAAUAUAGAAAAAAGUCCUAAAAUUGAGACCUCCAAAAAAUACUGUGAUUCUGUUUGAAAUGAUUGACAUUUACUGUAUUCUGGAGCCACAUUUUAUGAUGCUGCAUUUCUAAAGCUUCUGUUAUGAAAUUGACCCAUGUAUUGUAUUCUAUUAUAAAACUGAGUUAAAAAUAAGAAAAGUUAUUUCAUACUUUUCUUAGUAUUUUUAAAUCAGUUUUUGCAACAUUAAAUAAAAGCAUUUCAUUGAC